AUGCACGGCCACGGUGCACAGUGCGGGCAGGGAAUGACGGUGGCGGGUGCUGCAGCCUGGCCAUGUGCCCUGCUCUGCGGCAGGCUCGUCGUGCAGAGGACGGUGGCGGGCAGCGACCCCUGCGUCUCACCAUGCUGCCGACCGACGACACCUCGCGACCGACGACGGCCGGACGAGCCGGUCUCGCGAGCGUCGGCCAGCGUCGUGGGUGCGACGCCGACGUGCCAUUCUCGGUGGCGUCAAGGCCGUCGAAUGGACGGCCGGUUCCAGCCUUCCAGGAGGCACGACGACGAGGCCUGCGACGGUGGCACCGUGGCUGCUGCCGCCUCGGCCGCCACGCAGGGCCAGCCUCGUCGUGUUUUACUACCCGUGCUCGGCGUGUCUGCAGUCACAUUUGUCCAGCGAGGAUUCAGCUUUGUGACCGUGGCGCCACACGACGACAAGGUCAAUCGACCCUUUCGCCACCCCACCACCGUGCCUGGUAGCGACCGCACCCACGUCGUGGCGGCACUCUGGUUCCAGCGCUCGCACGCGUUCCCGGUGAUGCCGCCGCCGCCUGCCUGCCGCCGACAGUCCUGGAUACCGACAGACCGAUGGCCCAUGCCUCGACGGGUACGAGGUGCGCUCGCUGCGUCGCGUGCUCGCUCGAUCGUCGCAGCCGCCUCCGGAUGGUUCCUCGCCACCGUGGCCCGCGCGAUGCUCUCGGAAUCGUCUGCCGUCGGCCGCCUUGCCUCUGCGUCCGCCGGGCCAAAGUCGGGCUCGAGAUGGCGCGCCCCCGGCUGGGUCGAGGUCGAUGCUCCCGUAGCGUCGCCCAAACUACCGAGCGCCAAGGGCCGCCUCCCGCCCGUUUCAGUCUGGCUCCGCCGACGACGGCUCGAUGAGAUCUGGCAAAGGGGGACCCGCCGGCCUGGUGACAGGUCGACUGUGGCAUCGGCGACGGCGCGACGAUUCGUUGGGCUCGGCCGAGUCGUGCGUUUCGAACGCACCCGGCGACGGCAUGCGCGCGAAGACGAAAUCUCCCCGCCCGCAUCACGUGCCGACGGUGGUGGCUGCCGGGCUCAGUACUCUGUAUCACAGUACCUGCAGCACACCAACACGCCGUACUUACACACACCAACACGCAGUGCGUACAGUACUGUUCCGUACUCUGUACACUUGCUUACAGCACACCAACACGCAGCACGCUUGCAGCACACCAAGACGCGCACACCAACACGCAGCACACUUGCAGCACACCAACACGCAAGCCUGCGCAAUGCCGGCCCACGUACGCGCCUCAGCAGCCGACGUGCGCGUGAGCCAGCAUCGGCCGGACGCAAGGUGCCUGCCUGCCUGCCUGCCGGAGGAGAGGGAGGGUCCCCGAUGCGUCGUCGAAUCUCGUGGCCCGCGUGGCCAUGCGCGUCCGCCUCGUGCGUGCCACCGGCCGACGAACCCGACGGCCCCGAGCCUGCGUACCGUCCUGCUCCGGCCCCCUCCCUUGACCCUCCCGCGCCUGCGCCCCCCGUCGAGGUUGAGCACCUCGACAGCGGGCAUCUCUACUGUACUCGCCUGCCAUGCGCUGUGCUUGCAGGUGCCGGGGGCGCCUGGGACCUGACGCUGACGAACCACGAGCCCACACCGCCAGUUUCAUGCGCGACAUGGCCGGCGUCGACGAUGCAUGCAGGCGUACGGAGCCCAAGCACCCGCCACAAAGGUAAGCAGGCCCUUGCCUCGCAUGCAGCUCGGAGAAAGUGUGCAGCAUUCAUGCAACGAAUUACACCUACAAGCACAUGUACCGUACGGAGCAAGUACUUGCUUGCAUGCAUCGCCGAUCCCUUGCGUCGGCCCCAUCCACGCCGCAGCCAGCAUCGGCUCGCCCGCGCCCCGCCCACCCACGGGCACCGCACCACCCGGGCGCAGGCACUCACCCGACCGGCGCCGUACCUGCUUGCACCUUGGCAUCUUGGCCCGUCGGCAAGGCAGAUGGCCAGGUACCGCAUCCUGGGCGUACGCACCGUACCGUCAUCGCCGGCGUCUCCGCCCCGCGCGGCCGCGCAACGUCCUGAUAUCAACCCUGCCCGGUCGGGCGCGGUGCGGCGCAUGUGCCUGCGGUGCGUGUGGGGACGCGCGCACCAGCCUAUUCCACGAGCACCUCGUGGUCAGCACUCGUCACCACCUGCCCGGCGCAAGUGCAUCUGCAUUCCGCCUGCGUAG
Molecule: messenger RNA, 2193 nt
Organism: Drechmeria coniospora
Lineage: Eukaryota; Fungi; Ascomycota; Sordariomycetes; Hypocreales; Ophiocordycipitaceae
Exons: 9
Coding region: 1-2193 (730 amino acids)
Source: RefSeq, a predicted model, not a curated record